GCCAAGAGAAAAUGAUAACAACAAUACUCUGGUUGAUCUGCUUCAAUUUAAUACUCUUGUAUAUGUUUCUCGUCUGGAAUUUUGACUAUUGGAAAAAACGUGGUGUCAACGGUCCCAGACCGAAACCAUUUGUGGGCAACUUUCCAAGUGUGUUUACACAGAAACGUCAUAUCGCCUUCGACAUACAAGAAAUAUAUGAACAAUACAAAGCCACAGAUAACUAUGUGGGCAUUUUCAAUUGCCGGACACCACUGUUGAUGAUAACAAGUACCGAUUUGAUAAAACAAAUAUUGGUCAAAGAUUUUCAAAAUUUCCGUGAUAAUGAAGUGUCGACAAUGGUUGAUGAAAAUUCUGAUUUUACUUUGGCUAAUAAUCCAACAGCCAUGAAAGGAGAUGAAUGGGUUGAACGACGAGCUGAAAUUGUACCUGGAUUGGCAGUGCCGAGGUUGAAGUCGGGUUUCUCGGUAACAUCAAAAAUCUGCAAAAAAUUAGUGAGCUACAUUGAGAGAGAAAAUAAGAAGACAGGAUCUAUGACAAUAUUUGAUAUUAAUGAUCUCACGUUACGUUUGUCCUGCGAAAUUGUUACCGACAGUAUCUUGGGCCAAAAAGCUGAUGCAUUUUCCAACAAUAAACCCCCAGCAAUGGUGGAUCACAUCAAAUCGUAUUCAGAACAAUCAUUCAUACACAUUAUCUACAUGGUACUUACGGGCCUGGUCCCGGCUCUCAAGAAAUACAAAAAAUUGCGUUUCGUAAGAAAGCCAAUAGAGAAAUUUUUUAUUCGCUUCAUUCACAAUUCAUUCAAAAAGAGGCAACAACAUAAGGAGCAAAGAAAUCGUUCCGAUUUCCUCAACUAUUUACUACAGUUACACGAAAGUAAGCGACUAAAGGUGGAAGAAUUGACGGGACACGCCUUGAGUGUACUUUUAGAUGGUUAUGUGACAAUAUCUCAAGUUAUAUCGCACUGUUUGCUGCUGCUAGCGCGAGAUCCGGCACGCCAAAGAAUGUUGUUCAAGGAAAUAAUUGAAAAGCUGGGCGAAGGCAGCGAUUUUGAGACCGUUUCGAAUUUGGAAUACUUGAAUGCAUGCAUACAUGAAACCAUACGAAUCUUCCCGCCACUCACGUUUAUGGUUAAAGUCUGCACUAAGCCUGCUGAAUUGAAAAAUAAGAAAGAUGAGGUGUUGAAAAUAGCUCAAGGAACUGCAAUUUUGCUGCCAAUUCAUGCGAUUUUAAAUGAUUCUGCAUUAUACACUCAACCUGGAAAUUUCAUUCCUGAACGAUUUCUACAUGGAAAUUUAAAGAGAUGCAAGGAUAAGGGACUUUACUUAGCAUUUAGUAAUGGACCGAGGUCGUGUUUGGGUAUGAACUUUUCAUUGAUUCAAAUAAAAGCAGCUCUGGUGGAAAUUAUUCGCAACUUUGAAGUCAUAAUUAAUCCGAAGACGCGAAGUAACAAUGAAUACAAUCCCAUUCAUUUGCAGUCACAACUAGAAGGUGACAUUUGGCUGGAGUUUAAAACAAUUAAAUAAAAAGUUUAGUU
Messenger RNA from Musca domestica (house fly), 1534 nucleotides. RefSeq names its product probable cytochrome P450 28d1. Lineage: Eukaryota; Metazoa; Arthropoda; Insecta; Diptera; Muscidae. Gene Ontology annotation, molecular function: oxidoreductase activity, acting on paired donors, with incorporation or reduction of molecular oxygen; iron ion binding; monooxygenase activity. Bases 12 to 1523 code for a protein of 503 amino acids. The transcript has 8 exons. The record is from RefSeq and is a predicted model, not a curated record.